Molecule: messenger RNA, 975 nt
Organism: Dimorphilus gyrociliatus
Lineage: Eukaryota; Metazoa; Annelida; Polychaeta; Dinophilidae
Source: the annotation of a GenBank genome assembly
AUUCGACUUGGAGAAAUGUCAGCGAACGAAUCGGAUCCUAUCCACUAUGCUCCUAAGUUGCCUAUAAUUAUCAAUUCAGUCAUCUGCAUUGUAUCAUUCUUUUUCAACUCGCUUAUCAUUCAAGCAAUAUGCAAAUCUCGAUCUACAUACAGCGUUCUAAUAUGUGCAGUCUCCUUGGCUCAUGUUCUCUUGGCGGGUGUGACAGUUCCAAGUGGAUUAGUUGCAAGAUAUUCCAUAAAAGCUACCAUGGGAACUUUGAUGGCAUGUAAACUUUAUAAAUUCUCUCAAAAGUUAACAGUUGUGGGAGCUAUCCACACAGUACUCUUGUUGGCUUUCCAUUCAUCAGUUGUUACCAUUAGCGGAAGGGCGAUGUUCCUGCUCUCGUUCAUAUGGUUCUUCGGAGCUUCGUAUGCUGUAUGGCAAGUAGUACUAAAUACAUUGUACUUAGUUCAGAUUCCGGGAGAUUACGAAAGGAACCAAACUAGUUUAAUAUGUUUUGAAGUAUAUACCAUAAAAUUUGUCAAAGAUAUUUUCUCCGUCACUGAUCUUCUCGUUAUUUAUGUUGUUCCAUUUGUGGUAAUUACUGUGUUAUAUUUGCGAAAGCAUUCUCCGGCUAACUCACCAGCUCAAGAGAAGUAUUCAAGGUGGAAAUUGUCUAUUUGUUUAACUGCUCUUCAUUUUGCCAUGCAGCUACCCAAUGAUAUAUACUUAACUUAUGCAUUCUAUAUUAAGGAUGAGGAGGACAAGCAUUUUUUGCUCAUAAGUACAGUCCUUCAAACGUUUGCGAAUUGUCACGGUAUCGGUAAUGCCGCGCUAACGAUUCUUAGCCUUAGGGACGCCCGGAAACGUUUGUGCUGUAAAGCACCAAACGAUUCGGUUGAUCACGGAAUCGAAGAACAAGCGGAAGAAGUAGAGAGUUGUUUGCAGCAGUCGGACGUGAUAUAUAACGGGAAUAGGACUAUAACUAAUACAUAA